AUGCGCGAGAUCCUUCUGCCCUUCGGAUUGCCGGGAUUAGCGCUCCAUCUCAUUGAUUUGAUGCUUAUCUGCGAGCGUGGCCCGGAAGGACCUGAGGGUCCCGCAGGAGAACCAGGUGAGGAAGGUCCAAGCAUAGACGGAAUUAAGGGACCUAAAGGUGUAAAGGGUCUCCCUGGCAUGCCAGGUCUACGUGGUCGUCCAGGCCCUCGCGGGUACAUGGGCCCAAAAGGAGACUGUGCAUUCUGCCCGGAGGGGCAACCAGGCCGAGCUGGCGAGAAGGGUUACCCUGGAUUUCCAGGAAAGGCUGGUCUCCCCGGCCUAGAUGGCGAAGCUGGCCAGAAAGGUCCUCCUGGUCUGCGCGGUGAGGACGGACCAAAGGGAUACCCAGGCAUGAGAGGUUCUGUCGGUCCACCCGGCCCCCGGGGCGAAAAAGGUUCCCCCGGUAUGCCCGGCUUUAGUGGCCCCAUCGGAGUCAAGGGAGUACAAGGUGAACCCGGUCGUGAUGGGCGUGUUGUGAAUGCCCAGAAGGGUGAACCUGGUCCACGCGGUCGGCCUGGCUACCCUGGUCGCAAGGGUCAAAAGGGCGAGGCUGGACGGCAUAAGUACCUACAGCAGGUGCAGGCCUACCUCAAGGGAGAUACCGGUUUGAAAGGCGAUAAAGGAGAGCCAGGCGUUCCCGGAUUUCCAGGAUCCCAGGGUAAUUCCUGCCUUUUAAAUCCACAUUGCUGCUGCUGCUAUCCUCUUACUGAGCUUUUGUGA
Molecule: messenger RNA, 759 nt
Organism: Dibothriocephalus latus
Lineage: Eukaryota; Metazoa; Platyhelminthes; Cestoda; Diphyllobothriidea; Diphyllobothriidae
Source: the annotation of a GenBank genome assembly